Rhinocladiella mackenziei CBS 650.93 is the source of this 1158-nucleotide messenger RNA. RefSeq lists its product as uncharacterized. The transcript has a single exon. Lineage: Eukaryota; Fungi; Ascomycota; Eurotiomycetes; Chaetothyriales; Herpotrichiellaceae. The coding region runs from base 1 to 1158 and encodes 385 amino acids. The record is from RefSeq and is a predicted model, not a curated record. Gene Ontology annotation, molecular function: FAD binding.
AUGACAAAACCUCUAGCCCUCAUCGCCGGAGCUGGAAUCGCCGGUCUGUCAGCUGCUUGGUGGUUGGACAAAGCUGGCUGGCGCUCUAUCGUUAUUGAAAGAGCGCCCAGCAUUCGUGUGGGCGGAUAUGUCAUGACGAUAUCUGGCCUCGGUUACGAAACCCUUAAACGCAUGAGCCUUCUCGACGGCCUUCGAGCCGCUUCCCAGAGCUUUGAACACAAUGUGAUCAGCGACAACUAUGGAAAAGAGCUGUGCCGCAUUCGGUACAGCGACGUCCAUGGCGGGCUGGAAUCACUCGCCGUUCGCCGCGACGACCUAGCCCGGUCGCUUGCGGAUGCUCUACCGGACACCUGUUCGAUUCGAUUUGAGGAGACCAUCAGCCAUGCCACCGACGAGGGAGACAAGAUUCGGGCUGUCCUUGGUGGUGGAGACGUCAUUGAGGCGAACCUUUUGAUCGGUGCGGACGGAUUUCGCUCCAAAAUACGGGAACAGUUUUGGAAGGAUGGCGAUUCCUUGGAGCCACUGGGGUACUAUUAUGCCGCAUACAACUUCGGGGAAGAGGCUGAAACUCACAACGACUGUCACUCUUUCAACAGUCCAGGGCAUCUUGACAUGCUAUUUGCUUUGCGAGACAAAGGGAUGACGGGCAUGCAUAUCUGGCGCGAAGAACGGAACUUGCUAGAAAACCGUCAGAACAAAUUCGAUAUACUUCGUGAAAUAACGACCGGCGGUGUCCCGCAAGUGUGCAACGCCAUCGAUCGCGCAGAAAAAGCCAACGUUUCGCCGGUUAUGGACAGUCUGAAUUUGGUUACCUUACCGCGGUGGUCUCAAGGGCGAGUUCUCCUUCUCGGUGAUGCAGCACAUUGUCUCACGCUUCUGUCAGGCCAAGGCGCUGGCAUGGCCAUCGUAUCAGCUGAGAUACUGGGUAGGGAGCUCAUGAAAACGACGAACAUCUCACAAGCACUUCUCAAUCACGAGACCAAGCUCCGCCCAAGCAUUGAGCGACUUCAAACGCGGACUCGGACUAUGGCCGGGUUUUAUAUCCCGAAGACUGUAUUUUCUUACCGUUUACGAAACCUUCUCCUGAAGUUGAUGCCAUAUUCGUGGAUAGUGUCCUACCAUGUCAACACUCUCAAAGCAGAGAUUGAUUUGACCUGA